Molecule: messenger RNA, 1985 nt
Organism: Platichthys flesus (European flounder)
Lineage: Eukaryota; Metazoa; Chordata; Actinopteri; Pleuronectiformes; Pleuronectidae
Gene: g6pc1a.2
Product: glucose-6-phosphatase catalytic subunit 1a, tandem duplicate 2
Exons: 5
Coding region: 92-1174 (360 amino acids)
Biological process (GO): gluconeogenesis; glucose 6-phosphate metabolic process
Cellular component (GO): membrane
Molecular function (GO): glucose-6-phosphatase activity
Source: RefSeq, a predicted model, not a curated record
CUGUGUCACUGAUAGCAACAGUCCCUCUUCCUUUUUUUGGUCUAACUCGCUCCCUCUUCUCCACACGGACAUUUCUCCCCCUGCUGCCCAGAUGCUCAGCUCCGUCAUGGACGCCCUGCAGGGCUUCGGGGUGAGCACCACCCACUACCUGCAGACCAACUACCAGGACGCCCAGGGUCUGUUCCUCUGGGUGUCCUGGGCGGCUGACCUCAGGAACACCUUCUUCAUCUUCUUCCCACUGUGGUUUCACCUGCGAGCCUCCGUGGGCAUCAAGCUCAUCUGGGUGGCCGUGAUCGGGGACUGGCUGAACUUGGUGUUUAAAUGGAUUCUGUUUGGGGAGAGGCCUUACUGGUGGGUCCACGAGACGGCUCACUACGCAAACACCGUCCCUCCUCACAUCGAGCAGUACCCCAUGACCUGUGAGACUGGGCCAGGCAGCCCCUCCGGUCACGCCAUGGGAGCCGCUGGUGUCUACUACACGCUGGUGACCUCCAUCCUCGCCCUCACGAUCAGCAAGAAGAAAUAUGGAAGCAAGAAAUCCACCAACAGAGAGUGGUACCUGAAGGCUGUUCUGUGGACGCUGUUCUGGGGAGUCCAGGUGUGUGUGUGUCUCUCCAGGGUCUUCAUCGCCGCCCACUUUCCCCACCAGGUCGUUUGCGGGGUUAUCUCAGGUAUGAUCGUGGCUGAAGCCUUCAACAGAACCCAGUGGAUCUACAACGCCAGCAUGAAGAAGUACUUCUACACCACCCUGUGCUUGACCUCCUUCGCUGUGGGCUUCUACCUCCUGCUCAAGGCUCUGGGUGUGGACCUGCUCUGGACCCUGGAGAAAGCCCACAAGUGGUGCGUGAGGCCCGAGUGGGUCCACAUGGACAGCACGCCCUUCGCCAGCCUCCUGCGGAACAUGGGCACCCUGUUCGGCCUGGGCCUGGGCCUGCACUCGCCGCUCUACACCGAGACCAAGAAGAGCAGCAGCAAGGUGAUGAAGGCGGGCUGCGUCCUCAGCUCCCUGCUCCUGCUGCACCUGUUCGACUCCUUCAAGCCUCCCACGCACACCGCCUCCCUCUACUACCUGCUGUCCUUCUGCAAGAGCGCCGCCGUGCCCCUGGUCACCGUGAGCAUCAUCCCCUACUGCGUGCACAGGGCCCUGAGCCUGCAGAACAAGAAGGCAGCGUGAGCAGUGGAUCAGAUCAUAAAAGACUGAUGAAAGGGCAAGAGUCUCAUCCACUGGUCCUCAGGAGAAACAGAGGAGAUCAACGAGAGAUUGUCACUGGUGCCUUUUGAACACUGAACUGUGUGUGUGACAAUUUGUGGAAAGCACUAUCCAGGACGCCCGGCAGCACUUCCAGAGACAUAUUCUGAACUUAUUCAACAAUACCACGAUUAUUGGACAAACAAAAUCCGCACAAGUCCCUGUUUGUAUUUUCAGUCGUUGUGUUGAAACUCAGACGAAAGGACAAUAUCGCUCACUCACAGCUUUGAUGUGUUAUUUCUAAUGUAACAAUUAUGUAUUUUCAAAUGUUACAUAAAAUAUUUUUGAGACGGUUUUGAAUAAUUUAUUAUAAAAAUCAUGAAAAUGUAUCAAAUGAGCUGGUUCGUGUUUUACUGCAUCACACGAGUACAAUGGACUAUAAUGUAAUUUCCUUUAAUCAACAUUUACUGAUAUUUAACCACUUAUUCAUCAAAUAUUCAGAUAUUUUACUAAAUAGUAGCAGUAGCACAGUAAAGAAAAAUACUUGAUAUCAAGUAAAGUUCCUGCAUCAGCAUCUUUUUUUCUUAGUUCCUGUGUGUGUUUCUUUUGUCAAUUUGUCUGUUUGUUGUCAUCUUGUGUUUCAUCUGAAGAUUGUUUGUCUCUAUUUGGACGUUUUGUGUUGUGUGUGGUCACGAUGAAGAACAACUGAAGAUGAGCUUCGUAAACAUUUAAGCUAAAACACUUCUGUCUUCAGUUUAUUUCCAUUUUUUCGAAAAUAAAUGAAUGUCUGACCUUU